Molecule: messenger RNA, 837 nt
Organism: Lycium barbarum (goji berry)
Lineage: Eukaryota; Viridiplantae; Streptophyta; Magnoliopsida; Solanales; Solanaceae
Exons: 1
Coding region: 1-837 (278 amino acids)
Molecular function (GO): catalytic activity
Source: RefSeq, a predicted model, not a curated record
AUGCAAAUUACCCUGGCAGCUAUCUAUGGCUUACACACAGUUCACGAUAGGCAAACCCUAUGGGAGGAACUAAGGGAGCUGGACCAAAGGAUCCAAUCACCAUGGCUAUUGUUGGGUGACUACAAUGCAGUCUUGAGUAUAGAUGACAGAACAAAUGGAAAUGCAGUACAGGAUAGUGAAAUCAAAGAUUUUAGAGAUUUCAUAAAUGAUACAGGAAUGACAGAACUACCAACAAGGGGGAGGAAGUUCACCUGGACAAACAACCAUGUGAGUAGCAAAAUUGAUAGAGCACUGGUAAACACUCAUUGGAUGCUGAAUAUGGAGCCAGUGGUGGUACAAGUGCUAGACCCUCUUUUCUCUGAUCAUUCACCACUGGCCCUGAUACUAGGAAAUGACACAAAUAAAGGAACAAAACCAUUCAGAUUUUUUAAUUGCUGGGCAGCUUAUCCACACUUCACAGAAAUAGUUCAAGAAAGCUCGAACACUGAUGAAACAACAACAAAUAUACAGGAAGUUUGGGCCAAAUUAAAGGAGGUGAAGAAGGGAUUAAAAAAUCUUAACAACAAAGAAUUCAAAUGGGUUGCAGAAAAGAUUAAAGAAGUAAGGGGUCAGUUGCAAGAACUGCAAGUAAAAAUGAGGGAUCCCACACAAGCUAUCAAUACAUAUGACACAGAAAAACUGUUAAAGGAAAAACUAGAAAAAUGGAACCUCAUUGAGGAAAGUAUAUACAAACAAAAAUCAAGGAAUAAAUGGCUGAAGGAAGGAGACUGCAACAUUGCCUACUUCUUUGCCAGUGCUAAAAGCAGGAAAGCUCAAAAUCUGAGUAUCACACUUUAA